Messenger RNA from Procambarus clarkii (red swamp crayfish), 5285 nucleotides. NCBI's taxonomy places the organism in Eukaryota, Metazoa, Arthropoda, Malacostraca, Decapoda, Cambaridae. The record is from RefSeq and is a predicted model, not a curated record.
GUGUACAGAGAUAUAUAUACCUGGAGGGACUUGCUUUCCCUCAGCGCGUGACAGGACAGUGCUGAGUGUACACAUCGACCUACAAGAUACCUGCCCACACCAACAUGGCAGAUCCACUGACAAUAACCAUUAACGGCCAACAAUAUGAAGUUGGGUCAGACGUGAGCGCCUCCACCCGCCUUGCCAGCUUCCUGAAGGCGCAGGGGCUGCCAGGAACCCACACCACCUGCUACGAGGGUGGCUGCGGCGCCUGUAUCGUCGUCGCCUCCGUCACCAACCCUGCCACGGGCAAGAAGAUGACUCAGGCGGUCAACAGUUGCUUGGUGCCAGUGUUGGGGUGCCUGGGGUGGGAGGUGACGACGGUGGAGGGUCUCGGGAACAGGUUCGAUGGUUACCACGUCAUCCAGGAGCGUCUGGCUGACUACAACGGCACCCAGUGUGGCUACUGCUCCCCCGGCAUGGUCAUGAGUAUGUAUGGGCUGACCCAGAGCCAGGCCUCGUGGACCCCGGAGGAGGUGGAGCACCAUCUCGACGGCUCCAUCUGUCGGUGCACAGGCUACCGACCCAUCCUCGACGCCUUCAAGUCCAUCACAGUCCAGGAUAUAGAGGACUGGCACUCAGCCCCGUGUCCGAGGACAGGUCUGGCCUGCAAGGGCGACUGCCGGCCCCACCAGAAGGCGGGAGGGAAGGUCGCCUGCCAGCAGCGCCUGCCAAGGACGCUCCAAGUGAAGGGCUCCACAUGGCACGAGCCCUCCACCCUACAGGAGCUGUACGACACUCUGGCAGCACUCCCAGACGGUACGCUAUACACUCUCGUGUCUGGCAACACUGGGCAAGCUGUGUUCAGCCCGGGGUCCAUCAAUGACUACAUAUACACCCGACAUAUCCCUGACCUUUCACAAGUGAAGGUGGCUGAAGAUGGCCUCGUCUUCGGCGCCAACGUCUCCAUCAGUGAGGUCAUGGCCAACAUGGAGACAGCAGCCUCCACAUACAGCGCCGGGUACGCUUACCUGCUGCAGCUGGUGCAGAUGUGGCGGUACCUCGCAUCCACCUCCCUCAGAAAUAUGAGCAGCUGGGCCGGCAACCUGUCCCUCAAGGUCGCCCACCCGGACUUCCCCUCAGAUCUUUUUGUUGGACUUCUGGGUGCCGGAGCCACCAUCACCACAGCCGGUACAGAUGGGGUUACGGCUACACACACAGUCGAGGAACUGCUCCAGAUUGACCUGAAGGGCGAGCGCCGAGUCAUCCUUGAGAUGAGUCUUCCUCCUAUGGCUGAGGACGAAGUGUUUAGGGUGUUUAAGGUGACUCCGCGUGUGACCAACAGCGUGGCAUAUGUCAACGCCGCCUUCAGGCUGCGGGUGGACCAGGCCAACGCCCACACAGUCCUCGACACACCUGUCAUCGUCUACGGCGGCAUCAGUCCCAACUUCGUGCGCGCUACAGCAACGGAGGCAGCGCUGGCAGGCCAGAGCUUGGAGGACGAAGCAACACUACAGUCCGCGUUUACUGCUCUGGCCUCCGAGGUGGUUCCUCUCGAUGAUCCUGCAGCCUCUUCCCCAGAGUACAGGCUGGCCCUCACCCAGAACCUUCUUUACAAGACUGUGCUGGGAAUAAUUGGAGCAGCAGCAGGAGCGAGUGUGGCCAGCGGCGCCACCGUCCUCCAGCGACCGCUCUCCAGCGGACAACAAAUCUUUGACCCGAACUCUGACGUCUGGCCCCUGGCCGAGGCCGUCCCUAAGCUCGAGGCCAAGAUCCAGUGUAGUGGGGAAGCCGAGUACGUGUCCACUGUUCCCACACAGCCUGGAGAGGCAGUCGGUAUGUUCGUCACCUCCACUGAAGCCAACGCUCGUAUCGUCAGUAUCGACGCUUCUGCGGCUCUGGAGGUGCCUGGCGUGCUCGCCUUCCUGGGAGCGGCGGACAUCACUGGCCAGAACAACAUCAAGGUCUUCGCUUGGUCCUCGCCUGAGCCGCUGUUCCCCGAGGAGCGGGUGUUGUACUAUGGGCAGCCCCUGGGGGUCCUGGUGGCCACUGACCGUGGAGCCGCCUCUGCUGGCCUGAGUGCCAUGAAGGUCACCUAUGACGAUAUCCAACCUCCUGUGCUUACCAUUCAGGAAGCUCUGAAGCUGCCUCUUCCUCCAGACCAGUAUCCACCCAUCGAGCAGGGAGAUGUGCAAGCUGGUUUUGCUGCCUCCAGCACCAUCAUCGAGGGCUCCGUCAGCCACGACAGUCAGUACCACUUCCACAUGGAGUCACAGGUGUGUUUGGCCACGCCCACGGACAUAGGUCUGGACAUCCUCUCCAGCAGCCAAUGGGCCUCGGAAACUCAGAAGGUCGUGGGUCAAGUCCUCAACCUCCCGGACAACAAGAUUAAUGUGACGGUGAAGCGCAUCGGUGGAGGUUUCGGAGGGAAGAUUGAUCGUUGCAAUAUUAUUGCAUCAGCGGCCGCCCUCGCCGCCCAGAAGGUCCGUCGGCCCGUUAGGAUAUCCCUUGACCUUAGCACCAACAUGACUGCGAUUGGCUGGCGGGAACCUUUCCUCUGUACCUACAAGGUGGGAGUGGACGACGCAGGGCUACUGCAGGCGGUGGAGGCAACGCUGACGAGCGACGCUGGGUCCUGGAACACCCCCAACAGCUCUGCUUACGCUGCUUUCUCCCUCCCCAGCUGCUACACCUGCCCCAACUGGCUGCUCACCCCUCAGUACGUCCUCACCAACACGGCCGCCAACACUGCCUGUCGGAGUCCAGGCACGGUAGAGGGCAUUACCUUCAUGGAGAACAUAAUGGACCAGGUGGCAGACGUUCUGGGAGUCGACCCCCUGCAGUUCCGGCAGCAGAACCUGCUUCCUGACGGAGGCUCCAGGAAGAUCAACAAGGGCGUGAUGAGACUACGGAGCCACAUGACCUUACAUGAAAUGUCGAAAAUACCAGAGGAAAUCAUAGUUCCCAGAAAUCUCCUCUCGGACAUGAUUGAGCAGAUUAAGGUAACGGCUGAUGUGGAGAGUCGGAAGACAGAUAUCACCCAGUUCAACAAGGAGAACCUGUGGAAGAAGCGGGGUCUGGCAGUGAUGCCCAUGUUGUGGCCAUACGGCGUGAACCUGGUGAUGCCCUUCAGUGCCAUGGUCGCUGUGGACGCUCACGAUGGCACCGUGACAAUCUCUCACGGUGGCACUGAGAUGGGGCAGGGUAUCAACACUAAGACAGCCCAGUGUGCCGCGUAUGAGCUCGGUGUUCCUCUGGAGUAUGUGAGCGUAAUGCCCACCACAACCCACACCAACCCCAACUCCACCUGCACUGGGGGCUCAACUGGCUCCGACACUGCUAGCUACGUGGUGGCCGAGGCAUGCAAGAUGAUCAAGGAGCGAUUGGAAGCCGUCAAGGAAGCAAUGGGCGGCGGAGACGUAUCGUGGCAGGAGCUGGUGCUCACAGCCUACAACCAGGGCGUGGAUAUCUCCCAGAGAUACGUGAAUGGAGUGGACGAGGUGAAGGGUUACAGCGUGUUCGGUGUGGCGUGUACAGAGGUGGAGCUGGACCUGCUGACUGGACAAUACCUGGUUCUGCGGACGGACAUCCUAGAGGACGCGGGCCGCAGCCUCAGCCCCCUGGUGGACAUCGGACAGGUGGAGGGAGCAUUCAUCAUGGGCCAGGGACUCUUCUUAACUGAACAACCACUCUAUAAUCCAUCUACCGGCCAGAGGCUCACUGACAGCACCUGGAACUACAAGCCGCCCAUGGCUCUCGACAUUCCAGUGGACCUGAGAGUGACUUUCCUGCAAAAUGCUCCCAACCCGAUCGGCGUCCUCUCCUCCAAAGUGACGGCAGAGCCUCCGCUGAGUCUGGCGUACUCCAUCAUAAUGGCUCUACGCCAGGCGCUGACCAGCGCCCGCCUGGACGCCGGCACCCCGGGCUGGUUCCAGAUGGACGCUCCCCUCACCGUGGAGAAGCUGCAGAGACUGGCUCUGGUGGACCCCAGUCGCCUCACCCUCAAUUAAGCCUUCCUCUGAACCUCACAUUUAAAAAGAUUUUGCCUCACCACAAGAGUCGAACCCUGGCAACCAACAUAACUUGUCGAAGACUAUGCUCAUUGGUCUCUGAAAGCUUUAAAUUUCCAAUGCUUUAACUUUCAAUAAAUCACAGAAAAUUUAACGUUUGGGUUGAAAAUGUUAAUGUUGUGAGGUAUUAAGUGUGAGGACAGGUUGGUCAGUGACAGGUGAGGGCUAGGACGCCGGGUGCUCCUGUUACAUCAUUGACGGGGGUUGGAGUACACACGUGUACACACCUGUGGACACCUGAAGGACUAACUCUUCAUGAAUACUGCCUUCAUGAAUUCACCUUUGAAAAUCACAGCCAAGACUACGGGGAGCUUAGUAAAGAUGACUGUCGUUGUGGCCACAAGACCUUGCUGUUAAUAUUGCUGAGCUAAAACUAUUUAAGCGCAUUAUCGUACUACAUGCCUACAGUCAUAGUGUACUCUCCCAUACAAGAUUUGAGUUCUAAAUAUAGUCAAAAUAAUAUUGUACUUAAUAGCAAAUGAGCGUUAAAUGUCUACACAUUCAAGUGCUGAGUUCACGGCUUGAAUAAAAAAACAACAGCAGUAACAAUAAUCAUAAUAAUAAUAAUAAUAAUAUAAUAUUAUUAUUAUUAUUAUUAUUAUUAUUAUUAUUAUUAUUAUUAUUGUUAUUAUUAUAAACAAAAACAAUAAUAAAAAUAUAUAAUAAUAAUAAUAAUAAUAAUAAUAAUAGUAAUUACAAAGAAAUCACACUAACGAGAUAUAUAUCAAUGAGAAAAUCAGUUGGAGCUCUUAAGUGACUCGAACCCUCGGCCAAAAUACUUUCAGCAACAAUCUCUACCACUGGCCCACCCCGACCUAAUAAAAGUUAUACAACCUGGGAUUGAUAGGAAGUUUGGAGGGCUCUCUUUAAGUCCUACUAAGUUUUAUAUAUAACCCCCAGGCUCCCAGGUAUGGUUAAAGUAGGUCAACACCCCAACAUGAAUUACAUAUAUUUACCUGAGGUCCACUAACCCUAGUGGCCUCGACGAAGACAGGCGGCUUGUCGAAGGAACCCCACCCCCCUACCAUUUGCCUUAAUGAUAUUUUCUGUGUAUAUUUUAAACUCAACACAGUUUAGGCAUUUAUAGCUUCAGCGAGUAGAUGGUUUCACUGGGGUUUCUAACCCUGUGUGUGAAAAAGAAUCUCCUGUUCUCAAUCUUCCAUUGUGGCUUGUUGUGCUUGAAACCGUUGCUAACUCUUUGAGUAACAUCUGACGUUUUGAAGAAAUUUUCUGGAU